AUGUGCCAGCAACACCCCCAUGACCCCGACGACAAAGCGCAUGACCGCGAAGGACAUCGCGACAGCGCUCGCCGGCAUGACACACUCCCUUUCCCAUGGCACCUCCCCGUCUGCGACGCCCACUGCCACCCGACCGACACCAUGGCGUCGGUCGCGGAAUUCCCCGCCAUGCGCGCCGCCGGCCUGACCGUCAUGUCGACCCGGUCGCAGGACCAGGAUCUCGUCGCCGACGUGGCAGCGCGGCAUCCCGCCCUGGACCAGAGCGCCUUUUUCGCACGCCGCUUGGGGGCGAGCGGCGAUGGUUCUGCUGGUCCGCCCGAGACAUUUGUCGUCCCGGCGUUUGGCUGGCAUCCUUGGUUCUCCCACCAGCUGUACGAUGACCAAGCACCGGAGCCCACAUACCGGCCCGCCACCUCCGUCACCGGCCCCGGCGCCGACCACACCUCCGGAAUCUCCACCGAAGACGCCGCCGCCGCCGCAAAAGCGGCCCACUAUGCCUCCGUCCUCGCACCGGCACCCUCUCCGUCCUUCCUCGCCUCGCUUCCAACCCCCAUCCCCAUCUCUGCCUUCAUCUCCUCCACGCAAACUCGCCUCCUCGACCACCCGCACGCACUCGUCGGCGAAAUCGGCCUCGACAAGGCCUUCCGCCUCCCGCAGGCUUGGAACGCCUCCGCCCAAGACUCCCGCGAUGACGGCCUGACGCCCGGCGGGCGCGAGGGUCGACUGCUCAGUCCGCACCGCGUCCGAAUGGAGCACCAGCGCGUUGUUCUAGCAGCGCAGCUGCGUCUCGCAGCCAAGAUGCGCCGCGCCGUGAGCGUCCAUGGCGUGCAGGCGCAUGGGGUGUUGCAUGAAACACUCGCCACGACGUGGAAAGGACAUGAGCGGGAGGUAAUGACGCGGAGGAAGCGCCGGAUGGUUGCACAAGGCGCCGAGGAUUUCUCAUCGGACUCGGAGGAUGAGGAUGACGCAAAGGAACGGCCUUACCCGCCGCGAAUCUGCCUACACUCCUUCAGCGCCAGUGUUGAAGUCCUGAAGCAGUAUCUGCACCCAGCGAUCCCUGCGCGCAUCUUCAUAUCCCUCUCCGCCUCCGUCAACCUGAGUACAGAUGCUGGCCGCGCCAAGACUGACGAAGUUCUGCGUGUUGUGCCUGACGAUCGCAUCCUCAUCGAGAGCGAUCUGCACACGGCUGGCGAAUUUAUGGACACCGCACUCGAGGACAUAUGCCGCCAGGUGUGUGAGGUCAAGGGGUGGACGCUUGAAGACGGCGUGGCACGUCUAGCUAAGAACUACGAGGAGUUCAUCUACGGCUAG
Messenger RNA from Ilyonectria robusta, 1311 nucleotides. RefSeq lists its product as uncharacterized. The coding region runs from base 1 to 1311 and encodes 436 amino acids. Gene Ontology annotation, molecular function: hydrolase activity, acting on ester bonds. The record is from RefSeq and is a predicted model, not a curated record. The transcript has a single exon. Lineage: Eukaryota; Fungi; Ascomycota; Sordariomycetes; Hypocreales; Nectriaceae.